AUAGCGAUGGUUGUUAAGUUUAUGUCAGGAUGUUUCCUAUCUACUGUUAAAAGGCUUGUGCACAUUGUCUCUGUUUCUUUAGCUAUUAGCAAAACUUCUCUUGGUGUAGCAUUAAGUAUGUUUAUAUUCUAUGGCAGGGGACGUGUACAAUGGGAUGAAGCUAAUAUAGUGGAAAUUGAAUCCAACAAACCUGUUAGGCAGAAGAUUACCGAGCCAAAGACACCCUAUCACCCACCGUAUCACCCCAUGAUUGAUGACGAUGGUUCACUGUCUUCUAGAGUAAGAUCGUUUGACAACUUUGUUGAAAUGCAUCGUGCGGAAGAACUAAAGAAUGAUCUGAACGAUUUAGCUUCUUCUAGUAAAAUUAUCAGCCACAGGUCUGAUUCCGGUGAGUGGAGCUCGUCAGAGGAUGAGGCAGAUCCUGUGGAUCAACAUGAAGAAGAUUGUGAGGGCGGAAAAAACACAAGUUUCAACGAACAUAGACGGGUUCACUAUGACGAGUUUCGAAUGGUAAAGGAGAUGAGAUCCUCUGGCUCUUUCUAUGGUGAAGACGCAGAAGUGGAUGAUGGUGCCAAAACGGGUAAACCAGAGGCAACAAUCUCACAGAACACUCCAGGUUCCGUAGAGGCGAUAUCUUCAGGAAAGUCAUCUUCUUCCUCUACUUGAUGAACGUAUUGUCACACUACGGUGUUAUGUCUGGAUUAUACAGAAGUUCCAACUUUAUAUUUAUAAGAAAUUAAGAACAUCUUAUUGCAUUUUGUAGGGGUGGGCGUUCGGGUACCCGUUCGGGUUCGGAUCGGGUAUUUCGGAUUUUCGGGUAUUUCGGUAUAGGAGUAUAAUAUCCGUUCGGGUAUUUCUGAACUUCGGAUCGGGUUCGGGUAUUUUUAGUUAGGGUUCGGUUAUUUUGGAUUGGGUUCGGAU
Molecule: messenger RNA, 921 nt
Organism: Raphanus sativus (radish)
Lineage: Eukaryota; Viridiplantae; Streptophyta; Magnoliopsida; Brassicales; Brassicaceae
Product: protein phosphatase inhibitor 2-like
Exons: 3
Coding region: 7-666 (219 amino acids)
Biological process (GO): regulation of signal transduction
Molecular function (GO): protein phosphatase inhibitor activity
Source: RefSeq, a predicted model, not a curated record